Molecule: messenger RNA, 2697 nt
Organism: Propithecus coquereli (Coquerel's sifaka)
Lineage: Eukaryota; Metazoa; Chordata; Mammalia; Primates; Indriidae
Gene: CTTNBP2NL
Product: CTTNBP2 N-terminal like
Exons: 5
Coding region: 28-1947 (639 amino acids)
Source: RefSeq, a predicted model, not a curated record
CCGGAGCGCCGCGGAAAGGCUUUCAGGAUGAAUCUGGAAAAACUCAGCAAGCCUGAACUCCUGACACUAUUUAGUAUUCUUGAAGGAGAGCUUGAAGCAAGGGACCUUGUUAUAGAAGCUUUAAAGGCCCAACACAGAGAUACUUUCAUUGAAGAGCGCUAUGGAAAAUAUAACAUCAGUGAUCCUUUAAUGGCUCUACAGAGAGAUUUUGAAACACUGAAGGAGAAAAAUGAUGGUGAAAAGCAGCCGGUCUGCACAAACCCACUGUCUAUUCUUAAGGUGGUGAUGAAGCAAUGCAAGAACAUGCAGGAGCGCAUGCUGUCCCAGCUGGCCGCUGCUGAGAGCAGGCACCGAAAGGUGAUCCUAGACCUUGAGGAAGAAAGGCAAAGGCAUGCACAGGAUACAGCUGAAGGAGAUGAUGUCACCUACAUGCUAGAAAAAGAAAGAGAGAGGCUGACUCAACAGUUGGAAUUUGAAAAGUCCCAAGUGAAAAAGUUUGAAAAAGAACAGAAGAAGCUCUCUAGUCAGCUGGAAGAGGAGCGUUCCCGCCACAAGCAACUCUCAUCCAUGCUGGUGCUUGAGUGCAAGAAAGCCACUAGCAAGGCAGCUGAAGAGGGACAGAAAGCAGGAGAACUGAGCCUGAAAUUGGAGAAGGAGAAGAGCCGGGUGAGUAAACUGGAGGAAGAGUUGGCCGCUGAGAGAAAGCGAGGCUUGCAGACUGAGGCCCAGGUGGAGAAGCAGUUGUCUGAGUUUGACAUCGAAAGGGAACAACUGAGAGCAAAACUGAACCGAGAAGAGAACCGGACCAAAACUCUGAAAGAAGAAAUGGAAAGUUUGAAAAAGAUAGUGAAGGACCUAGAGGCUUCUCAUCAGCAUAGUAGCCCUGAUGAGCAACUAAAGAAAACAGUAACCAUGUCGAAGGGCACAGCGACUGAGCCUCUCAUGCUAGUGUCUGUAUUUUGCCAAACAGAGAGUUUUCAGGCAGAAAGAACCCACGGGAGCAACAUAGCUAAGAUGACAAACACUGGGCUGCCUGGCCCCACCACUCCUACUUCCUCUUAUGCAAAAACCAAUGGCCAUUGUGAACCAGAGAUACAAACUACCAGGGAGCUGAUUGUGGGCAACAGUGUAGAAAACCAAGUGCCUCCACGGGAGAAAUCUGUGGCAUUGGUCCAAGAGAAACCAGUGGAGAAUGGUGGGUGUCCUGUGGGAAUUGAGACUACAGUCCCAAUGCCCAGUCACCUCCCUUCCAGUGGGAGCUCACUGUCUCCCAGCAGCACAGCCUCUUCCUCUCUAACAUCCUCUCCUUGCUCUUCACCAGUAUUAACUAAGCGUUUAUUGGGGUCAUCAGCUAGCAGCCCCGGCUACCAGUCAUCCUACCAAGUGGGGAUCAACCAGCGGUUCCAUGCAGCUCGGCACAAAUUUCAGUCCCAAGCAGAUCAGGACCAGCAAGCCAGUGGUCUACAGAGUCCUCCAUCCAGGGACCUGUCCCCCACCCUCAUAGACAACUCUGCCGCCAAGCAGCUGGCCCGAAACACAGUCACUCAGGUGCUCUCCAGAUUUACUAGCCAACAAGGACCAAUCAAGCCGGUCUCUCCCAACAGCUCUCCCUUUGGCACAGACUAUCGAAAUCUGGCCAACACUGCCACUCCAAGAGGUGACACCAGCCAUUCACCUACUCCAGGGAAAGUGUCCAGUCCUCUGAGCCCCCUGUCUCCAGGAAUCAAGUCCCCUACCAUCCCCAGAGCUGAGAGAGGAAACCCUCCACCUAUCCCACCCAAGAAACCUGGCCUCACCCCCUCUCCAUCUGCUACCACUCCACUGACCAAAAUUCAUUCCCAAGCAUCCUCUUUGACCACCACAGAAGACCUUGCCAGCAGCUGCUCUUCCAAUGCUGUCGUAGCCAACGGCAAGGAUGUUGAGAUACUUUUGCCUACCAGCAGCUAGUCCCUAGGAGGGGGUCUCCACAUUUGACAUCCCAUCAGAUUUCAUCCAAAAGCUCAGAGUCAGACUGUUGAGUCAGAUUAUGUUAUUUAUUUUGAUAGUAGCUGAACCCAUCUGUAUAAUACAUUCAGCGUAUUUCACCUUUUUGUAUUUUUUUAAGUAGGAACUGAGUAGUUUGGAUUUUUAUGGCUCACAUCUUUGUACUGAAGCUAUAAUAAAAGGGCACCUCAAAGACAUCUUGAGCUCAGCAGUCACCAUCAUGUUGUGAUGGAGAAAGCUAAUUGAGUACCAGGUGGUGAUUUGCUGUCUAUUUUGGGACUAGAAUCACUCAACACUCAUUUUGAAUUAUGCAGAAGUGGUUCAUGCAGAUUUUUAUUCCAGAUGAAUAUGUUUUAAAAGUGCCUGAUAUAUGACUGCCAUAUGAAUGUGAUUCUGCAGCGAAAACACAAAACGGAUCAUUUAAUUGCAAAAUGAGAUCCUCUGUGAAUUCUGAAUGUUAAAAAACCAACACUGCUUUUAAUCCUCUUUUACUGUUUUUAAUGCAAGCUUUGUGUUCUGAAACAAGGCUGCAUAAGUAGAAUGGGAAUCCUUCUAAAGGUGGGUGUGAACUCACCACAAAGCUGAGCUUUAUAGAGCGCUUGAGAAACCCUCCUGAGCACUAAGCAGUUGGGGUGCUGAUUUUCUUGUACUUUUGAAAAAUUAAGUCACUCCAAGUUUCCUGCAUAAAGUCUUGAAUGAAAUCACAUCUCCAUU